AUGAUUAAAGUGGUUGCUCAAGGUGUUGAAUAUGGGAUGGCGGUGCAUGAAAUUUCAAAUUGGGAACCAAAUAUUAAAGAGGAAGGAGAAAUAGGGUCGGACAUUCCGGACCUGUCAGGGGGAGAGGAAGAAGAUGCUUGUUUUGAUGACAAUGUGAAAGAUUUUAUUGAUGUAGAGAAUGGCGAUAAGGUUGAUGAGGGGCAAGAGAACUCUUUUAGCAUGGAUAAUACACAUAUUAAUGGUGUUAGAGGACCUGGAUUUGUUGAUAGAAAAGGAAGAUUUUUCCAAACAAAUAAUAAAAGAAAAGGUAAUGGAGAUACGGAUGGUGGGUCUUUUAUGCCAAACGUUGUUGUCACGAGAGGUGUCGCUGAAAAGAAAUGUAAUCCGGUGAUGCCUUCUACAGUUAUGGAGGAUGGUUGUGAGCUGCAGGGUGAUUCGCCCCAUUAG
Messenger RNA from Lactuca saligna, 447 nucleotides. Lineage: Eukaryota; Viridiplantae; Streptophyta; Magnoliopsida; Asterales; Asteraceae. The record is from the annotation of a GenBank genome assembly.